AUGGCUUUUCAGGGAAUCAAAGGUCCUUCUUACAGAUUUUUCCAUGGAAACACCAAAGAAAUCAUGAGUAUGAAAAUGGAAACUAUGGACAGGCCCGGAGACUUAUCUGUGAACGUAUUUUCUGCAGUUCAACCUCAUAUUCACACAUGGACCAAGAUAUAUGGGAAGAUUUAUCUUCAAUGGCAUGGUUCUCAAGCUCAGUUGGUCGUUAUGGAACCCCAGUUGUGCAAAGAGAUACUAAAUAACAAAGAUGGAGCUUAUCCAAAAAGGAAGCUCCAAGGCUUUGUCAAGAAGCUAGUAGGAGAUAGCAUGGGGACAAGUACAACUGAGGGGGGGAAAUGGGGGAAACUUAAAAAGCUGGCCAACCAUGCCUUUCAUGGAGAAAGCUUAAAAAGUAUGAUCCCAGCAAUGACAGCUAGUGCCGAGAUGAUGUUAGAAGAGUGGAAAAAUCAUGAAGGAAAAGAGAUUGAAGUUUAUGAACAAUUUAGGUUGUUCACUUCAGAAGUGAUUUCCAGGACGGCAUUUGGCAGCAGUUACAUAGAAGGAAAGAACUUUUUUGACAAUUUGAUGAAGUUAUCAUCUUUAUUAGUCAAAAAUUCUUUAACAGUCAGGUUUCCAGGCAUCAGGUUUUCAUCUUAUCUAUGUUUGUAG
This is a messenger RNA of Malus domestica (apple), 651 nucleotides long. RefSeq names its product cytochrome P450 CYP749A22-like. The record is from RefSeq and is a predicted model, not a curated record. Gene Ontology annotation, molecular function: monooxygenase activity; iron ion binding; heme binding. Lineage: Eukaryota; Viridiplantae; Streptophyta; Magnoliopsida; Rosales; Rosaceae.